This is a messenger RNA of Gadus chalcogrammus (walleye pollock), 2224 nucleotides long. Its product is annotated as transcription factor COE2-like. Gene Ontology annotation, biological process: regulation of transcription by RNA polymerase II. Lineage: Eukaryota; Metazoa; Chordata; Actinopteri; Gadiformes; Gadidae. The transcript has 15 exons. The record is from RefSeq and is a predicted model, not a curated record. Gene Ontology annotation, molecular function: RNA polymerase II cis-regulatory region sequence-specific DNA binding; DNA-binding transcription factor activity, RNA polymerase II-specific. The coding region runs from base 453 to 2219 and encodes 588 amino acids.
CCAACACCGGCCGGCCGACACUGCAGCGCGCAUCUCAUCCUCUUCAUCUUUACUUUCAGAGCAGGACUUUGUAGGCGACUUUUCUCCCCAGAAUGUUUUGGACGCCGAUUCAGUGAAGGUUUGAGAUUCAAAGAGCGCACAGUUGGUCUCUGCGCCUGAAGUGAUGCCGGUGGAAACAGUUGGACAAUGAUCGCAAUCAGCGGUGGGAUUUAUCUUGUAUCUGUUCAGCCUGACAAGAAAAACUGAGGAAUCUGGAAGAGAACCCCUCCCGAGGCAACAGAGUUUAAGUGGGUUUAUGUCUUGGGUUCAAUCCUUGUAUUAAUUCAAGCUCUUAGGUUCAGAUUUCGGAGUGCAUUUUCGUUAAGAAGUCCAGCCCUCCUCGGACACUGUAGGUUAGGGUCAGGGUUAGUAAAGGUUGGGAAGGGCACCCAGCUGUGAGCACUAGUGUUUAAAUGUUCGGGAUUCAGGAGCACCUGAUUCGAGAAAUUGGCGGAUUAAAAGACCGAAGCCUCGCGGAGGAGAUGGACCCGAUGCGCUCCUGGGUCAGGAACGUCGGGGUCGUGGACGCCAACGCAGCGGCGCAAAGUGGUGUGGCGUUGUCCAGAGCCCACUUCGAGAAGCAGCCUCCCUCCAACCUGCGCAAGUCCAACUUCUUCCACUUCGUGCUGGCGCUGUACGACCGCCACGGGCAGCCGGUGGAGGUGGAGCGCACCGCCUUCGUAGACUUCGUGGAGCACGAAAAGGAGCAGAGUGGUGAAAAGACAAACAACGGAACACACUACAAGCUGCAGCUCCUCUACAGCAACGGCGUCCGGACGGAGCAGGACCUUUACGCCCGUCUCAUCGACUCCGUCACCAAACAGCCCAUCACCUACGAAGGUCAGAACAAAAACCCGGAGAUGUGCAGAGUUCUGCUGACACACGAGGUGAUGUGCAGUCGCUGUUGCGAGAAAAAAAGUUGUGGAAACCGCAACGAGACGCCUUCUGACCCCGUGAUCAUCGACAGGUUCUUCCUCAAGUUCUUCCUCAAGUGUAACCAGAAUUGUCUGAAGACGGCGGGGAACCCGAGGGACAUGAGGAGAUUUCAGGUGGUCUUGUCCAGCACGGUGACGGUAGACGGCCACAUCCUGGCCGUGUCCGACAACAUGUUCGUCCACAACAACUCCAAACAUGGCCGCCGCGCCCGGCGCCUGGAGCCUGGCGAGUCGGUGGAGAACGCCAUGGAAUACGCGACGCCCUGCAUCAAGGCCAUCAGCCCCAGUGAGGGCUGGACCAACGGGGGAGCCAUGGUCAUCGUGAUCGGGGAGAACUUCUUCGACGGCCUCCAGGUGGUGUUCGGCAGCAUGUUGGUGUGGAGCGAGUUGAUAACGCCUCACGCCAUCCGAGUGCAGACGCCUCCGCGCCACAUCCCCGGCGUGGUGGAAGUAACGCUGUCCUACAAAUCCAAACAGUUCUGCAAAGGCGCCCCGGGCCGCUUCAUCUACACAGCCCUGAACGAGCCGACCAUAGACUACGGCUUCCAGCGCCUGCAGAAGGUCAUCCCGCGUCACCCCGGGGACCCCGACAAACUAGCCAAGGAGAUGCUGCUGAAGAGGGCGGCGGACCUGGUGGAAGCUCUCUAUGGAAACCCUCAUAGCAACCAGGACAUGCUGCUGAAGCGCGCGGCGGACAUUGCGGAGGCGUUGUACAGCGUGCCGCGGCCCCACAGCCAGCUGCAGGCCCUGCCCAGCUCCCCGGCCCACGGCAGCGUCAUGGGCCUGGGGGCCUACCCUUCCCAGCUAGGGGUCAGCAUCGGGGAGCCCCUGCAGAGCAGCCAAGGGUACAUCCGUAACUCCAGCAGCCUGUCUCCUCGUGGCUACUCCACCGCCUCCACCCCUCAGCACUCCAGCUACGGCAGCGGGGGGAUGAGCGGGGGGUACGGCUCGGUCCCCAUGACAAGUCUGGGGGUCCCGGGGUCCCCUGGCUUCAGCAGCGCCUCCCCUACAGGCUCCCCCUACGUCAUGCCAUCCAGCCCGACCAUCACGGGGGGCUCCAGCUCCUCCUCGUCCCUCCUGCCCUUCUCCUCCUUCCCCUCCACCAAGCAGAAGAGUGCAUUCGCCCCCGUGCUGCGGCCCCAGGGGUCCCCCUCCCCGGCCUGCCCCGCCUCGGGGGUCAGCUUCAGGGGGAGCCACCCCUCGCACUACCUGACCCCCCUCUCCGAACUCACCAACGCCGUCUAGCCACU